AUGAGCCAGUUCAACUUUGGGUCGGGUGCGGGCGGCGGCUUCAGUUUGGGCACGCCGAAGACGACCGCCACGACGGGCUCGAGCACCUUCUCCUUCUCCACGCCUGCAACCUCGGGGAGCUUCAACUUCGGGAGCGCGGCCCAGACGCCUGCCAGCAGCCAGAACACCGCGUUCUUCUCCUUCAGCAGGCCGGCCGCUGCAGGGCAGCCCGCCAGCUUCAGCUUCGGGACGCCGGCCACCGCCACCACGACUCCGGCGGCAAACGUGUUCCCACUGGGGGCAAGUGCACCAAAACUAAACUUUGGAGGCAGCACUGCAAGUCAAGCUCCUGGAAUGACAGGGACCUUGGGAUUUGGUAGCACUCCAGCAACCAGCGUGCCUUCAAGUCAAGCAGCAGCCACUUCUGGCUUUGUGUUUGGAUCUACUGGCACCACCACCGCCACAGCUCAGUCUGGGACAGCUGGAGGGUUUACUUUUUCCAGUGGUACCACGACUCAGGCUGGAACAGCUAACUUCAGCAUCGGCACUGCAGCUUCACAAGCAGCAUCCACAGGGCUGACCUUUGGGACAGCAGCCACAGCUGCUGCUACUACUGCUGCUACCCUAGGAGCUGCAACCCAGUCAGUGGCUCCCUUCAGCCUUGGGGGACAGUCUACAGGUCUAAACUUCGGGUCAUUGCCUUCAACAGCAACCACUACUAGUGCACCUACGGCAGGACUGACCACUAGCACCAGCCAGGGACCUACUCUGUCUUUUGGAGCCAAACUUGGAGUGACAUCCACGGCUGCUACUACUGCCUCUACCACCACGACCUCUGUUCUUGGCUCAACGGCGCCUACGUUGUUUGCAUCCAUAGGGAGCUCUUCAGCACCGACAUCGUCGACCACCGCAAGCCUGUCACUUGGUGCCCCUUCCACUGGGACAGCCACUCUUGGAACGCUUAGCUUUGGAUUGAAAGCUCCUGGAACAACAGCUGCCACAACAAGCACCACCACUGGCACUACUACUACUACUGGCUUUGCUCUGAGUCUUAAGCCAUUAACAACAACUGGUACCAUUGGAGCUGUAACUUCUACAACUGCCAUCACCACCACAACAGCCAGUGGGCCUCCAGUGAUGACUUAUGCCCAGCUGGAGAGUUUGAUAAACAAGUGGAGCCUGGAACUGGAAGACCAAGAGAAACACUUUCUCCAUCAAGCUACACAAGUGAAUGCCUGGGACCGGACACUGAUAGAGAACGGAGAGAAGAUUACUUCUUUACACAGAGAAGUAGAGAAAGUGAAGCUUGAUCAGAAAAGGCUGGAUCAGGAGCUAGACUUCAUUCUGUCCCAGCAGAAAGAGCUUGAAGACUUGUUGACCCCACUGGAAGAGUCUGUGAAGGAACAGAGUGGGACUAUCUACUUGCAGCAUGCAGAUGAGGAACGGGAGAAAACCUAUAAACUGGCUGAAAACAUAGACGCUCAGUUGAAGCGUAUGGCGCAGGAUCUGAAGGACAUCACUGAGCACCUGAAUACAUCAAGAGGCCCAGCAGACACAAGUGACCCGCUUCAGCAGAUCUGUAAAAUUCUGAACGCGCACAUGGAUUCAUUGCAGUGGAUUGACCAGAACUCAGCUGUGUUGCAGAGAAAGGUAGAGGAGGUGACUAAGGUUUGUGAGAGCCGCCGCAAGGAACAAGAGCGCAGUUUUCGCAUCACAUUUGAUUGAGAGACUCCAAGAUUAAAGGAUUAAUCUAAAAUCUGCGCAGGAAAGAGGUUGUCGGGGACCUAGGACUCAGAAAUGAACCCAGUUCAUACUUUGUUUAUGCAAUAAAAUUUGUUUUGUUUUUGUUU
Indicator indicator is the source of this 1829-nucleotide messenger RNA. It is a transcript of the gene NUP62CL, whose product is annotated as nucleoporin 62 C-terminal like. Gene Ontology annotation, cellular component: nuclear pore central transport channel; nuclear pore. The record is from RefSeq and is a predicted model, not a curated record. The transcript has 12 exons. Gene Ontology annotation, biological process: protein import into nucleus; RNA export from nucleus. The coding region runs from base 1 to 1704 and encodes 567 amino acids. Lineage: Eukaryota; Metazoa; Chordata; Aves; Piciformes; Indicatoridae. Gene Ontology annotation, molecular function: phospholipid binding; structural constituent of nuclear pore.